UUCGUCGCUUUCCACCUCUUGUUUUCCUUCUUUCUCUCUUUCUUCAAUUGGCUUUUUCUCUUUAUUUAUUCUCUGAUAAUACAGCAUAUUAUCAUAUAUUAUAUCCUAGUAUACUAUAUCUGUUUUGACUCACAAUGGUUUCUUCUGAUAUUUCCGGAAUUAACCUCAAUAUACCGCCAAAUGACUCAAUACAGCAAAACACUACUGAUCCCAUCGACAGUGCAGAACAGCUGAAUCUUUAUGAAUACGACGAAACUCCCGAAAACAAAUCCUGGGCUUGUGCUUUGCCUACCGCAAAGGGUUUGUAUGAUCCAGAAUACGAAAAGGACGCUUGUGGUGUUGGUUUCACCUGCGAUAUCAAAGGCAGAAAAUCUCAUAAAAUUGUAUCUGAUGCAAGAUUCUUGCUUUGCAACAUGACCCAUAGAGGUGCUGUUGGCUCCGAUGCAAGAGAUGGUGAUGGUGCCGGUGUUAUGACCUCUAUUCCUCAUAAGUUUAUGCAAAGAGAAUUCCAGUAUUUUUGUAAUGUGACUUUGCCUCCUCUAGGCCAUUAUGCUGUUGGUAAUGUUUUCUUCAAAAAGGAUGAAGCUGUAUUAACUAAAUCAAAACAAACUUUCGAACAGAUUGCUUCCUCCUUAGGUCUAAGGGUUCUUGGUUGGAGAACUGUCCCCCACGACUCAUCUAUCCUCGGUCCUGCCGCCUUAUCAAGAGAACCUUUAAUUUUACAACCAGCUGUGGUUUUAGAAUCUUACUAUGGUGCUUCCAAUCAACCUGCUAAAAUCCUUUCUGACGAUCAAUUCGAAUCCGAAUAUCAAAAGCUAUUCGAUAGACAAUUGUACAUCCUAAGAAAACAAUCAACUCAUGCGAUCGGUCUCCACAAUUGGUUCUAUAUCUGUUCUUUGUCAAGUAAAAACAUUGUCUAUAAAGGUCAAUUGGUCCCUGCCCAAGUUUAUAAUUACUAUCAUGAUUUAGUCAACUCCGAAUAUGAAUGUCAUUUUGCUUUAGUUCACUCUCGUUUCUCAACAAACACUUUCCCAUCCUGGGAUAGAGCUCAACCCUUAAGAUGGGCUGCUCAUAAUGGUGAAAUCAAUACUCUUCGCGGUAACAAAAAUUGGAUGAGAGCUAGAGAAGGUGUCAUGGCUUCAGAAUUAUUUGGCGACGAACUAGAUAAAUUAUACCCAAUUAUCGAAGAAGGUGGCUCUGAUUCCGCUGCUGUCGAUAACGUCUUGGAGUUAUUAAUCAUAAAUGGUGUACUAAGUCUUCCAGAAGCUGUUAUGCUACUAAUUCCAGAAGCAUGGCAAAACAACCCAAACAUGGAUCCAAAGAAAAGAGCCUUUUAUGAAUGGGCGGCUUGUUUAAUGGAACCUUGGGAUGGUCCAGCUUUAUUUACCUUUUCUGAUGGCAGAUACUGUGGUGCUAACUUAGAUCGUAACGGUUUAAGACCCUGUCGUUAUUACAUCACAAACGAUGACCAUAUCAUUUGUGCUUCUGAAGUUGGCGUUAUUCAAAUUGAUCCAGAGAAAAUUGUAUCAAAAGGUCGUCUUAAACCUGGUAGAAUGCUAUUGGUUGAUACCAAAGAAGGCCGUAUUGUUGAUGACAGAGAAUUGAAACAAAAUGUUGCUUCAAAAUUUGACUUCAAAUCUUGGUUAUCUGCUAAUUUGAUCACUUUACCCGAUUUAACCAAUAAAUUAGAAACAAGAGGCUUUGGUCAUUGUUUAGAUGUCGACAUCUCUGGCGAUGUUACUGUUCAAAGUGACCCAUUGCUAAAAACAUUUGGCUACUCUUUUGAACAAAUCAAUUUAUUAUUAGCAACAAUGGCUCAGGAUGGUAAAGAAGCAUUAGGUUCUAUGGGUCAUGAUGGUCCUUUAGCCUGUCUUGCUGAACAACCAAGAUUAAUGUACGACUAUUUCCGUCAAUUGUUCGCUCAAGUUACUAAUCCACCAAUCGAUCCAAUUAGAGAAAGUAUUGUCAUGUCUUUAGAAUGCUACGUUGGUCCUCAAGGUAAUCUUCUAGAAAUUAAACCCACUCAAUGUGGAAGAAUUUUCUUGCGUUCCCCAAUUCUUUCCAUCCCCGAAUUUAGAGCUCUAAGCAACAUUUCAAAAGUUCUUCCAAAAUACACAGUUGCAACAAUUGAUAUAACCUUUGAUAGAUCUGAAGGUUUAUUGGGUUAUACUAACGCUAUUGAUAGAAUCUGCCAGGAAACUUCAGAAGCCAUCUUAAAUGAUUGUUCUGUCAUAAUUCUUUCUGAUAGACAAACUUCCGCAACUAAUGUCGCUGUUUCUUCUUUAGUUGCCUGUGGUGCUGUUCAUCAUUAUUUAGUUCGUCAAAAACAAAGAUCAAAAGUUGCUUUAUUCCUUGAAACUGCUGAAGCAAGAGAAGUUCAUCAUAUCUGUGUUUUGCUUGGUUAUGGUGCUGAUGCUAUCAACCCUUACUUAGCAAUGGAAACCUUAAUCAGAAUGAACCAUGAAGGUUUACUUCGUAAGGAGCUAUCUGAUGAGCAAGUAAUUGAAAACUAUAAACACUCUAUUGAUGGUGGUGUUUUGAAAGUUAUGUCAAAAAUGGGUAUCUCAACUUUAGCUUCUUAUAAAGGUGCUCAAAUUUUUGAAGCCUUGGGGGUUGAUAAUUCUGUUGUUGACCGUUGUUUUGCAGGUACCGCAUCAAGAAUAAAAGGUAUUACUUUUGAAUAUAUUGCUCAAGACGCUAUUUCAUUACACGAACGUGGGUUCCCUACCAGAGCUACUGUCAAAUUAGAUACCUUGCCUGAAACUGGUGAAUAUCACUGGAGAGAUGGUGGUGAUCCUCAUAUUAACAACCCUGUUGCUAUUGCAAAUAUUCAAGACGCUGUUAGAAAUAAAAACGAAAAGGCUUAUGAAGCAUAUUCUAAGAAUGAAUAUGAAGCAAUCAAAAGUUGUACACUAAGAGGUUUAUUAGAUUUUGAUUUUGAAAAUUCCAAGCCAGUGCCAAUUGACCAAGUCGAACCUUGGACUGAAAUCGUUAGAAGAUUUGUAACUGGUGCCAUGUCUUAUGGUUCUAUUUCUAUGGAAGCUCACUCAACAUUGGCUGUUGCAAUGAACAGACUAGGAGGUAAAUCUAACACUGGUGAAGGUGGUGAAGACCCUGAACGUUCAAUUAUAUUUGAAAACGGUGAUACCAUGAGAUCUGCUAUUAAACAAGUUGCAUCUGGAAGAUUUGGUGUCACAUCCUAUUACUUGUCUGAUGCUGAAGAAUUGCAAAUUAAAAUGGCUCAAGGUGCUAAACCAGGUGAAGGUGGUGAGCUACCAGGUCAUAAAGUAUCAACAUCAAUUGCUAAGACUCGUCAUUCAACUCCAGGUGUUGGUUUAAUUUCCCCACCUCCUCAUCAUGAUAUUUAUUCUAUUGAAGAUUUGAAACAAUUGAUUUAUGAUUUGAAAUGUUCAAACCCUAGAGCCCGUGUUUCGGUCAAAUUAGUUUCAGAAGUUGGUGUCGGCAUUAUUGCUUCUGGUGUCGCCAAAGCCAAAGCUGAUCACAUUUUGAUUUCUGGUCACGAUGGUGGUACUGGUGCUGCUCGUUGGACAGGUAUUAAAAACGCAGGUUUGCCUUGGGAAUUGGGCUUAGCUGAAACCCAUCAAACAUUAGUUCUCAAUGAUUUAAGAGGUCGUGUAAUUGUUCAAACUGACGGUCAAAUUAAAACUGGACGCGAUAUUGCAGUUGCAUGUUUACUUGGUGCUGAAGAAUGGGGUUUUGCUACUGCUCCAUUAAUUGCAAUGGGUUGUAUUAUGUUGAGAAAAUGUCAUCUUAACACUUGUGCUGUUGGUAUUGCUACUCAGGACCCUGAGCUACGUAAGAAAUUCAAAGGUACUCCAGAACAUGUUAUCAACUUCUUUUAUUAUUUAUCUCAAGAAUUACGUGGAAUCAUGGCCAAAUUAGGUUUUAGAACUAUUAAUGAGAUGGUUGGUCGCGCCGAAAAAUUAAAGGUCAGAGAUGACUUGAGAACAACCAAAAGUGCAAAUCUUGAUUUAUCCCCCAUUUUGACACCAGCUCAUACCAUUCGUCCAGGCGUUGCAACUCGUUGCGUCAAAAAACAAGACCAUAGAUUACAUGUUCGUCUUGAUAACAAAUUGAUAGAUGAAUCUGAAGUAACUCUUGAUCGUGGAUUGCCAGUUACUAUUGAAGCAGACAUUAUUAACACUGAUCGUGCUUUGGGUUCUACCUUAUCAUACCGUAUCUCCAAAAAGUUUGGCGAGCAAGGAUUACCUCAUGAUACUGUCCAUGUGAAUAUCAAAGGUAAUGCUGGUCAAUCAUUUGGUGCAUUUCUUGCUCCUGGUAUUACUUUGGAACUUGAGGGCGACGCAAAUGAUUAUGUUGGUAAAGGUUUAUCUGGUGGUCGUCUUAUUAUAUACCCACCUAAAAGCUCUUCAUUCAAAGCUGAAGAAAACAUUAUUAUUGGUAAUACCUGUUUAUAUGGUGCUACAUCCGGUACAGCUUUUUUCCGUGGUAUUGCUGCAGAACGUUUUGCUGUUCGUAAUUCUGGUGCCAAUGCUGUUGUUGAAGGUGUCGGGGAUCAUGGUUGUGAGUAUAUGACUGGUGGUCGUAUUGUGGUUUUAGGUAAAACUGGAAGAAACUUUGCUGCUGGUAUGUCUGGUGGUAUCGCUUAUGUUUUGGACAUUGGCCAAGAACUUACUGAAAAUAUUAAUCCGGAAUUAGUUGAAUUGAUUUCCUUAAGUGAUCCAGCUGAAAUUGCUUUUGUGCGAGCUUUAAUUGAAGAUCAUGUUCAUUACACAGGCUCUGAAUUGGGUGAAUCUGUUUUAGCGGAUUUUAACCGUAUAUUACCUCGUUUUGUCAAGGUUUUGCCUACUGAAUAUAAAAAGGUCUUAGAAGCCGAAAAGAGAAAGAUUGAAAAUAACAGGAAGCUUGAGAUCCAACGUUUCCUCAAAACUAUUCGUCAAGAUCCUGAAUCCGAUGUUACCAAUGGGGAAAUUAUGAAGAAAAAAGCUCAUCUUAAAAAUCAAUUGAAAAAAGUUGUUUCAUUCAAGGAAACAGCUAAGGAACCAAAAGUUAUGGACUUAGAAGAUACCAUUAUUAACGUUUCUCAAGAAAAGAAAAACUUUGCUAAAAUCGAUAGAAUUCGUGGUUUUAUGAAAUACAAGCGUCGUAAGGAAAGAUAUAGACCUGCAAAAGACCGUCUUAAAGAUUGGAAUGAAAUGUCAUCAAGACUAACAAGAGAAGAAUUGCAAUACCAAGCAGCACGUUGUAUGGAUUGUGGUACUCCAUAUUGUUCUUCUGAUACCGGUUGUCCAAUUUCAAACAUUAUUCCUAAAUGGAAUGAACUUGUUUUCAAAGAUAGAUGGUUUGAUGCAUUACAAAGAUUGUUGAUGACAAAUAAUUUCCCAGAAUUCACUGGAAGAAUUUGUCCUGCUCCUUGUCAGGAAUCUGCUUGCACAUUGAAUUUGGUUGAUGACCCAGUUUCUAUCAAAGCCAUUGAGGCUGCUAUUAUUGAUCAUGGUUUCAAUCAAGGUUGGAUCAAGCCCAGCCCUCCAAGCUUCAGAACUGGAAAAAAAGUUGCUAUUGUUGGCUCUGGUCCUGCUGGUUUAUCUUGUGCUGAUCAAUUAAAUAAAGCUGGUCAUUUAGUGACUGUUUUUGAAAGAUCAGAUCGUCCAGGUGGUCUUUUAAUGUACGGUAUUCCAAACAUGAAAUUAGAUAAGAGAAUUGUUAAACGUCGUACUGAUUUAUUGGAAGCAGAAGGAAUCACUUUUGAAUGCAAUGUAACCAUUGGGGAAGACGUCACUGUUGAAGAACUCAAAGAUGAAUAUGAUUCUGUUGUUUUAUGUGUGGGAUCAACCAUUCCUCGUGAUUUAAAGAUUCCAGGUCGUGAAAAUAAAAACAUUAUGUUUGCUAUGCAAUUAUUACACUCCAACACCAAAGCUUUGUUGGAGAAUGAACUUGAAAACAUAAGAAAAACCUUAGAAGGUAAAAAUGUCAUUGUCAUUGGAGGUGGUGAUACUGGUAACGAUUGUUUAGGUACUGCUACUCGUCAUGGUGCCAAGUCAGUUGUCAACUUUGAAUUGUUACCUCAUCCUCCAGCAGAUCGUUCAAAAGACAAUCCAUGGCCCCAAUGGCCUCGUAUUUUUCGUGUUGAUUAUGGUCAUGUUGAAGUUGAGGAAAAAUACGGAAAAGACCCUCGUGAAUACUGCAUCUUAUCUAAGGAAUUCAUCGCUGAUGAAGAUGGUAAUGUCAGAGGUAUCAAAACUGUUAGAGUUGAGUGGAAGAAAUCAGAAAGUGGUGCCUGGCAAAUGGCUGAAAUUCCUGGCUCUGAAGAAAUUUUUGCUGCUGAUGUUGUUUUAUUAUCUAUGGGUUUCAUUGGUCCUGAGGUUGAGAAUUUAGAAGCUCCAAGAAACAAACGUGGUAACAUUUCUACCAUAAAUCCAAAAGGAUACAAAGUUGAUAAUGAAACUAAUUUGUUUGCUGCUGGUGAUUGUCGUCGUGGUCAAUCCUUAGUUGUUUGGGGCAUCCAAGAAGGUAGGCAGUGUGCUAGAGAAGUUGAUAACUAUCUUAUAGGAUCCAGUAAUUUACCUGGUGAUGGAUCAAUUCUUCAACGUGAUUUUAAAUUACUUGAAGAAUUGGCCUCUAUUGCAUAAACUAAUAUUGAUAAGCUUCUAUAAGCGUUGUUUUGGUAAACUAAUUU
This is a messenger RNA of Ascoidea rubescens DSM 1968, 6658 nucleotides long. RefSeq names its product glutamate synthase (NADH) (gene GLT1). Bases 135 to 6611 code for a protein of 2158 amino acids. Gene Ontology annotation, molecular function: FMN binding; iron ion binding; glutamate synthase (NADH) activity. The transcript has a single exon. The record is from RefSeq and is a predicted model, not a curated record. Lineage: Eukaryota; Fungi; Ascomycota; Saccharomycetes; Ascoideales; Ascoideaceae.